Messenger RNA from Macroventuria anomochaeta, 2322 nucleotides. RefSeq names its product ipa protein. Lineage: Eukaryota; Fungi; Ascomycota; Dothideomycetes; Pleosporales; Didymellaceae. The transcript has a single exon. The coding region runs from base 93 to 2222 and encodes 709 amino acids. The record is from RefSeq and is a predicted model, not a curated record.
CCUCAACGGUGCCCUACCUUCCUACACAGCCAGGUCUUUGACGCACUACCAUUCUUUAAACAAGUCUUGUUCUGUCACUAUUCCAUUGCGCAAUGAAUGAGACAGUCAGAAAUCUCCAUCACGACCUUGUGCGCAAGUUCGAGCGCCAUGGCUCCCGAAUCGAGCAGAUGUGGCGUUCUCUCGGUCAGGAAGAACGAGAGAAAAUCCUUAGAGACGCGUCUAUAGACCGCUCUGUCCUGAAAGAUCCGCAUGAUACAAGCCUAGGUAAUGUCUGCAGGGUGAUACCAGAGUGGAAUCUACGCGAUCUCACUCCACCCUCGUCCGACAUCCUUCUCGACAUUCUCAAAUACAGAGCGACUACCCCUCUAACGGAGCAGUACAUCAGCGGUGUCAACGGGGCCCCUGGAGACUAUGAGAACAUAGUUGAUUCGAUGCAAAGGAAUGGUUUUCGGCUUUCAGACGCUUCUACCUACAAGGAUUGCUAUACUCUGUUCCUGGACGACGAGCAAUACGGCCAAUCGUACAAAAUCACACCAGGCAACAAAGAUGACGUUCUUACGAACAUGAAGCCAGCCAUCGAAGCAGGGCUUAUCAUUCCUCAAGACAUCGGCGAGUUGGUUCUUAUGAGGCAAAACUAUCUCUUGCAGCUCCUGAACAUCAUUGUCGAGGACAUCUUUGACACAGCAUCUACUACUCGUUCCAAGACGACGCGUCCGACCAGGACCUCUGAUGUUGCGACUGCAGCGCUGGCAACACUGUCAUUCCAUUCACCACCCAAGAAGCUUGGGAUCCCCGACCUGGUUGACAGCUCCCAGGAACAGAAGUCCUCCUGGGAGGAUUAUAUCAAUCUGAUCUCUACCGAGCCCACAGUCCUUUCUCACGAGGUUAAUCUGUGGUUUUUCACACGACCCGAGCUUGUGGGUGAUGAGAAGGGGCGGUCCAUGCCGGUGCAUACCGACAGGUAUAUCAGUGGGGCUGUGCUCGACGCUGUUCAUGGCGUUGUGAAGGCAACUGCCACUUGGAAUUACAUAUCACAGCUUCUAGCUCUUCUGGACAGCUCCCCUGACAGGCGAUUUCGAGUCAUGGUCCUGCAAGAACUAUCCAACACAUGUUACCUAGAACUUACGCGCGCCCAAGUAUUGUUUACACGGAGUGUGUCCGUAUUUUCGGGCGGCAACAGGUGGUUCGAGCGCAAGUCCACGGUGCGAAAAGAUGGUAUCGUGCGUGUCUCCAUGAAACGCAACCCGGAGUCUCUGAUGCUAGAGAACCCGCAACUUUAUUACAUGCUCCGACUGUGCCAAGAGGGCUUGGACUGGUCCGGCUCCGUUCAGUGGCUUCAAAAGCUGGAGGACUUUCAUCGAGCGCAUCCCCUGGAAAAAGACAAGAUGGCCGAGCGAGAGUUCAGCUCACUAGGUGACCUCGCCGUUAUUGUCACCUUUCUCCAAUCCCUAUCCCAAGUGGAGCAACUGCCUGCGGCUAACAAAAAACAAAAGCACUCCUUCUUGCUUAAAGUCUCGGAUCUGGAAACCACAAUCGGACAGCUCAAAGAAGAACUAGACCUUGAUGACUUUGUCAUCCCGAUGGGUAACUUGCUGGAGCCAGGCAUGGCUAGUGGCGCCCUUGUCUCACUCGAUCAUCACGUUCAUGAGAAGAUGGGCACAAAGCUUGGCUUCCUGUAUGAGCAGCUUGUCGAUGACAGUGUUGCAAAUUUACACAAGCGGUAUCACGAGUCAAAAGUGAAAGCGAGCAAUACCAAGACGGGGUACUUAGUUCCAACCAUCCCAGAAGCGUCUGAGUCGUCCAUUCACCGGCGCAGAGAGAAAGAGAAGACUCGGCCAGCACACUCAUUCGCCUACGCUAUCGUACCCGAAGCUGCCGGUUUUCCCUCCUCGAGUGCACGGCCCGCACCGCCGCAGCCAAGAUUCAAGGUUAAGGCGACCACCUUCAAUGUCUUCUCGUUGCUGCUCUCAAGAUCAUCGGCGGCUCGCGGAUCGAUCAGUUGGGACGCGUUCGUAGCCGCUAUGACGGAUGUGGGCUUCUCGGUGACCCCCAAGGUCGGCUCCAUCUACACGUUUGUCCCUCCAGAGAACAUGGUUGUUCGAAGAAAUUGUACAUUGCAUCGACCUCACAAGUCUUGCAUUGAAGGUGUGGUUUUGCUCAUCUACUCCUGUCGACUAAAACGUGUUUACGAAUGGGACGAAUCGACGUUCAUUUUGGUAUGACGUAAAUAGUGAAUGUGCAGGGCAACUUCCAUGUACGUCUCGAGGGCAAAUAUUCAGGGUCUGGUCCAUCUCUACUAAUUACGUUGUUGGUGUUGCGAAA